UUAACUCAAAGCUGUCCCUGGUACUUGUAUUUGUUGUCAAAGUGGGUAGGCGUGUGUGAUCAUGGCGCUCCUGCAAUCCGUACAUCUUUUCAUUUAAAAACGUUCCUCUCUCACUUAGGAUCAACAUGUGCUACGCUGCGGUUUUAUUGACUCCUGUGGGCGUACACAGAGUAAAUCCGUGCCAUGUGGAGAUUUGGAAGCUAACUGCAUCCCUGUCGUCUAAGAGAUUAAAGUCCUUGACGUUUAUGUAUAAAUUCUUACUAUGUUGUCGGAGCGAGCCAUGCUAGAAACGUACAUCCUGGUCGCUGAGAUAUUCGGGAAUAAGCUGCACAUUUGAGUCUCUUGGAGGAAACGGCUGUGAUUGUUGACAUCAUGCAUACGGAUGUGGUGCUUCUCAUCAUGCUGCUCUGGAUCGUCGGGGUAUCUGGGCACAAGCGCCGCAGAGGGCAAAGUCUGCACCCGUAUAGACAAUUCAGAUUAACACAAGAGAUGUCUCCAACAGAAGGACCAAGUCACAAGAUUGGCAGCCCGAUAUUUAAGAGAAACCCAGAUAUAACCAAAGCACGAGGUACAAAGUCAGAGCAGCUGCUGAGAAUAGAUGACCAUGACUUUACAAUGCGACCAGGGUUUGGAGGGCCUGCUGUCCCAGUUGGAGUGGAUGUUCAGGUUGAAAGCCUGGAUGCGAUUUCAGAGGUUGAUAUGGAUUUUACUAUGACCUUGUAUCUAAGGCACUACUGGAAAGAUGAUCGUUUGUCUUUUAAAAGCAACACCAACCAGAGCAUGACCUUCGAUGGUCGCCUAGUAAAGAAAAUAUGGGUACCUGACAUGUUUUUUGUCCACUCCAAGAAGUCAUUCACACAUGACACUACCACAGACAACGUCAUGCUACGAGUUUACCCCGAUGGCAAAGUCCUUUACAGUCUCAGAGUAACAGUCACAGCCAUGUGUAGCAUGGACCUGAGUCGUUUUCCCCUUGACACACAAACAUGUUCGCUGGAGAUUGAGAGCUAUGCAUAUACUGAUGAUGACCUGCUGCUGUACUGGAAGAAAGGGAACAGGUCUUUAAACACAGAUGAGAAAAUUUCUCUCUCUCAGUUCCUCAUUCAGGAGUUCCAUAUUACCACAAAGCUUGCAUUCUACAGCAGUACAGGUUGGUACAAUCGUUUGUACAUUAACUUCACUCUACGACGGCACAUCUUCUUUUUCCUGCUGCAGACAUACUUUCCUGCCACCCUGAUGGUCAUGUUGUCCUGGGUGUCCUUCUGGAUUGACCGCAGGGCUGUCCCUGCCAGAGUGCCACUCGGUAUAACUACUGUGCUAACCAUGUCAACCAUCAUCACCGGAGUCAAUGCUUCCAUGCCCAGGGUGUCUUAUAUCAAAGCUGUGGAUGUUUACCUGUGGAUCAGCUUCGUCUUUGUCUUCCUGUCAGUCAUAGAAUAUGCUGCAGUCAACUACCUGUCCACUCUCCAGGAACGCAAGGAAAGGAAACUGCGUGAGAAGCUGCCAUGUACUUGCGGCAUAACUUAUCCUGGCAUGAUGUCAGCCAGCUAUAGUGAUGUCAACACCACAGGAAACUACGGCAUGCCAGAAGAGAAUGGAGUGAGAAGGGAAAGAAUGCUGGUUGAACUGGCCAUGGAGACUGACCAGGUGACUGGCCAUGUUGGCUCCAGUGCCUACAGCAGCAUCUGGAUUGAUACACAUGCCAUAGACAAGUACUCAAGGGUCAUCUUUCCUGGAGCUUAUAUCCUCUUCAACAUCAUCUACUGGUCUAUUUACUCCUAAACCUUAAAUGCAUCUGACAGAUGUGUGAAACAUCUGCCUUCUAAACAGGUGCACUUGUCAAAAAAUUGAGACUGAAACAUUUUCAUAUGUUCAUAUUAAAGUUUUGCAAAUAUAAGUUUUACACAUUAAGAAUAACAGAAAGAUGGACUGAAUCAAACAUAAUUUUAAGUAAACCUGAAUUCAGUAGACAGAUAUGUGUUUGUAUGAUUAACAUAUUUCACCUUAGUAAUGGACUCCAAGGGUUUUGGCUGGGCAGAAUCCCACUUGAGUUAAUACUACAAUAACUGUUGUGGGAAAUUGAAAAAAGGUAUCAACUACCCAUUUCAGAUAGCUUUAUAUAAGAUCUAAUUUGUGCUAGAUGGUUUUCAUUGUGCUACAGACCUUUUGAGUGUGAUGUAAUAUUAAAAUGGAGGCCAAACAACUGGAUUGAAAUGUACUGUAUGUAUUAGUCUGACAAUAUUGAACUUUAUUAAAAAUUGACCAUACUAAUACAAACUGCAGUUUUUUCUUGUCAAUAGUUGUACUGAAAAAGACUUGAAUCGUUUAUUGCAAAGAUACAGAAGAGACAGACAGGAUUAAAUACUAGGAGGGCCAAGUGUUUCAUCUAUAGGAGAACAAACACAACAAAUUCCUUUUUAAUAUUUUCUUGAAUCACAAGCUAAACUUGAAAAUCUAAUACCAGGGCAAGCAGAGCUCUCAAGCCUAAUGCAAUGAGCGUGAGACACACGCAUUCU
This is a messenger RNA of Girardinichthys multiradiatus, 2516 nucleotides long. RefSeq names its product gamma-aminobutyric acid receptor subunit rho-1-like. Gene Ontology annotation, biological process: nervous system process; chemical synaptic transmission; signal transduction. Gene Ontology annotation, cellular component: GABA-A receptor complex; neuron projection; synapse. Lineage: Eukaryota; Metazoa; Chordata; Actinopteri; Cyprinodontiformes; Goodeidae. Gene Ontology annotation, molecular function: neurotransmitter receptor activity; extracellular ligand-gated monoatomic ion channel activity; GABA-A receptor activity. The coding region runs from base 373 to 1782 and encodes 469 amino acids. The transcript is spliced from 10 exons. The record is from RefSeq and is a predicted model, not a curated record.